AAAAGUUUGCAACUUUCAAACUAACAUAACAAGUAAUGACAAAUUUACUCUGAUCAAUUCAUAUGCACUGCAGAGCUUUACUAACUUAUGCCUUAAGCCACCGCUAACAACUCUGAACUCUUCCUUAGUAGUUCAUACAUCAUGUUUUCCGGACUUCAUUCAAAUUCGACAGCACAAGAACCAAUAUCUUCAAAGGUAUAUCUCUAAGACUAAAUACUUAAUAUGGAAGAAAAAUCUGAAGCAAAUUAUCAUAGUAGUAAUAGCAGUAGUAGUAGUAACAGCAGCGCCGACAGCAACAAGAAUAACAUCAAAAUAUUGAACAACAGGUUGCAAGUACUUGAGCAAGAAUCUGAAAAGAUGAGGAAAGUGUUGGUUGUUUGCAUGGAUGAAAGGAGAGAGUUAAUAAGUGAGAUUUUGCAGCUGUUUCAGACUUUAUGCACAAAUUGUAAGGGUGCCAUAACCAGACCUCACCUCAGUUUUUGUCAGGAGACAAGGCAUCGGAAUCUAGGUCUAGUACAAGCUUUAUCUGAAGAUUCAAAUCCAUUGCUGGUCUUGCGGGGUUCUACUACUACCAAGGAAAAUAUCCUUUGCUAGUUUCAGAAGAAACUAGUGUCAGUCGUGAUAUUAUUUGUAUCUGGAUAGUUCAGCUACGUACGCUUCCACUUUGAGUCA
Molecule: messenger RNA, 672 nt
Organism: Beta vulgaris subsp. vulgaris (sugar beet)
Lineage: Eukaryota; Viridiplantae; Streptophyta; Magnoliopsida; Caryophyllales; Amaranthaceae
Exons: 2
Coding region: 223-594 (123 amino acids)
Source: RefSeq, a predicted model, not a curated record